AUGGACGUCGUCCAUGGGAACUUCCUCAAGAACCCAGACACGUUCGACUGUUCUUUCUUCCGCAUCUCGCCUCGCGAAGCGCAGAACAUGGACCCACAACAACGCUUGCUUCUACGGGUCGCCUACAACGCACUCGAAGAUGCUGGCUACCUUCCAGACUCCACACCGUCCUCGGACCCCAACACGUUUGGCACCUACGUCGGCGCCGCGACCAAUGACUACGUGCACAAUCUCCGGAACGACAUCGACGUCUACUAUACGACAGGCACAAUACAUUCGUUUCUCGCCGGGAAGCUCGCGUACGCCUUUGGUUUUGGCGGCCCGUCCAUGGUUUUGGAUACUGCAUGCUCGUCCUCCCUCGUCGCCAUUCACCAAGCUUGUCGUGCGCUGCAAGCCGGAGAUUGCAAUGCGGCCCUCGCGGGCGGGGUGAACGUCAUCACAAGCCCCGACAUGUAUCUCGGGCUUGCGCGCGGUCACUUCCUCAGCCCCACAGGUCAAUGUCGACCGUGGGACCAAAGCGCCGACGGUUACUGCCGCGCCGAGGGAUGCGGCCUAUUCGUCCUCAAGCGUCUCGAAGAUGCCGUUGCGGACAACGACCGGAUCCGCGCCGUCAUCCGAGGAGUCGAAGUGAACCAGUCUGGGAACGCCCGGUCCAUCACCCAUCCCCACGUCCCGUCUCAGAUCGCCCUCUUCAAGCGCGUCCUGACGGCCGCUCGCGUCGAUCCUCUGGAUCUUAAUGUCGUUGAGUGCCAUGGGACUGGUACUCAAGCGGGGGACCCCGCGGAAGCGGAAGCGAUCCGGGCCGUUCUCGCGAUGGACCGCCCGCGCGACAAUUCGCUCCAUGUCACCUUCGUCAAAGGAAAUAUCGGACACUGCGAGGCCGCUUCUGGAGCCGCGAGCCUGGCGAAGCUGCUGCUCAUGCUGCGAGAGCAAACGAUUCCCCGGCACGUCUCGUUCCAGCAGCUCAGCCCAGCUAUCCCAGAUCUCUCUGUUAACAACAUCCUCAUUGACUUGGAGAACACUCCAUGGCGUCAAGUUGAGAAUCGGCCACGGACGGCACUCCUCUCGAACUUCGGGGCCAGCGGAUCGAACGCUGCGCUGGUACUGCAAGAGUACGUGCCCGUUGCACCACACUCUACCUCUAGAGAUUAUUCUCGGUCGUCAUCCACUUUCGUCGUCGCUCUCUCGUGCCGGACUGCAGACGCGGCGGAGAAACGCCGCCGGGCGUACCUCGACCACCUCAAAGCAACAGCAGAUCACCCCGCCGCCCUCGAAUCCUUCGCCUACUCCUGCACCGCUCGACGCCAGCUGCACUCGUACCGGAUAGCAGUGAGCGGCCGCACACAAGAGGACAUUCUCCGCGCCCUCUCUACCGCCCCUGUCCGCAUCGCUUCAGAAGCCGACAGGGUGGUGUUCGUUUUUUCUGGCCAAGGCCAGCAGUACGCUGGCGUGGGCGCAGAGCUCUACCGGAGCAUCCCUUUUAUCACACAGUUGGUCGACAACUGCGCUGAAACGCUUCACGACUGGGGUUAUGCGGGUUUUCGAGACCUCUUCGUUGAUCCGAACUCGAAGACACAGCAGCAGGGGCUGCUGGAGAGCACGCUUUUCGUGCUACAGUACGCGCUUGCGAAACUCUGGGUGAGCUGGGGCUUGGAGCCCUGCGCACUGAUCGGGCAUAGCUUCGGGGAGUUUGCUGCACUCGCCCUUGCUGGCGUCCUCACUUUGCGAGAUGCCCUGAAACUAGUAGUAGCUCGGGCGCGGUUGGUCACUUCGCUUUGCGAGCCUGGGAAGACGUCUAUGGCGUCCAUUGCAAUCUCCGCAGACAAACUCGCAAGCCUGCUAGUUGCGUUUCCAGAUAUCACCGUUUGCUGCUACAAUAGCGCUUCGCUCUUCACCGUAGGCGGACCUUAUGAGGACAUCAACGCCUUCUCCGGAGUAUGCCAGGCCCAAGCAAUACGCUGCGUCAUUUUGGACAUCCCUUAUGCCUCACACUCCGCGGCAAUGGACCCUAUCCUCGACGGCGCAUUGGUGGAGCCAGGGGACAACAGCACAUUCACCUCGGAGUACUUCUCACGGCACGCCCGCGAGCCCGUCAAGUUCCAGCAAGCGGCUCUUGCACUGCGGUCCUCCAUCGACCUCUCCACCGUCGCAGCGUUCAUCGAGAUCGGCUCACAUACCAGCACUCUCCCUCUUCUCCGCGACAUUCAGCAUCUGCACACGACCUCGCAGCAGAUGGAGCCACUCGCCCUUCCUUCAAUGCGCAGGGGCGCUUCGGCGUUUGACGUCUUGUGCGCGUCCCUCGUGCAGCUAUACCGCACCGCAGCACCCAUUCGGUGGAGAUGCGUCUACGCAGACCUUACCCCCCACGCUCAACUGGUCGACCUUCCGGCGUAUCCCUUCGAGCAGACGCGCUUCUGGGUCCCGUACCAGGAGCGGCCGACAUCCCAUGAGUCUCUCGCGUCACAAGGUCUUGGGGAUUCAGAAAGGUCGGAACGCUCGGAUCGAGCAUUCGGCGAUGUACUAGAUAUUCCCCUACGCACAUUCGCAGAGCUCAUUGAAGGUCAUCAAAUCGUCGGCACUCCGCUUUGUCCAGCGUCGGUAUAUGCGGAGCUGGUUCACGCAGCUGGGAAGUCUUCUGCAGGGGCCUUUGAUUCUACAAGUCCUUUCGAUCUGGUCGCGGUCGAAUUCACGACACCGCUCGUGUAUCUGCAGAACAGAGAUGCCAAGAUCCGCGCCGACAUAUCGUCUCUUCCCUCCGACCACAAGCAAAAGGCAUCAUUCACCGUCAGUACCGUCAACGCUCCGAACUUAACUCAGGCGCACUGCACCGGAUAUCUGAAGACCGUGUCUCUCGCACGUCGCGCGAGGAAGCUUCUCAGCGUCCGUGCCGUGCUAGACUCAAGGAUUCGUGAACUGGCCCUCAGCAAACCAUCCGGCUUCCAGAAAUUCUCGACGGAGGACGUUUAUGACAAUCUAUUCCCCCCAUUUGUCGUUUAUUCACCUCAGUACCGCACCAUCCAGACCCUUGUCGUCGACGCGUCAUCCCCAUUCCCCGCUGCGUACGCCGUCACGCAGAUCCCCACAGGGAACCAGCCGCACAUGCGCUCGCCCAUCUUCGUCGACACCCUUUUCCACGUCGCCGGCUUCCUCGCCAACUUGACGCAUGGCAUGAACGGUCGCGAUGCGCUCAUCUGCGACAGCGUCGACGCCGUGUGUUUUCCGGAAGACGAAGUCGAGGGCGCAGCGCGCGCCGCGGUGUACGCGCAUAUCGUCGACGCGUCGGGGCGCGGCGUCCUCGUAGACGUGUACGCGAUGGCCAUCGACGACGAAAAAGCUCCAGGACAGAUCAUCGCGCGCCUCCAGCGCGUCCACUUCGUCAACGUCGCCGUCGCCAGCCUCCAGCGUGCGUUCGCCACCGCCGCGCAGCCCCCUGACUCCACUCCCCAGGCGUCGUCCGUGGAGACCUUUGCAUUCACGGCCGAAAGCGCGAACUCCGUCCGAGAGAACGUCUUUCAAAUUCUCGCGGACACCGCUGGCCUCCCGCGCGCCGCGAUCGCACCGAACGCGCGGCUCGCGCACUUGGGCAUUGACUCACUCAUGCUCUGGGAGGUGUCCGCGUGCCUGCGCAAGCUGCUCCCCACGGACGCGCGCGAACUCAGCCCACGUUCCCUAGCGGACUCGGAGACCGUGACCGACAUCGUGCGACUCGUCGAGGAGGCGCAGGCGCGAAGCAAAUGCUCGCUACCAGCGGUCGACAGUGGGAUCGUCCUCUGCGACGCGAACGUAGGCACCGAAGGGGGCAGCCCGCCGGGCAUCGAGGAAGCCCGAACCGAAGACAGAGACUCGCCACCCUCUGCGCUCUCAUCGGGACCCGAGCUGGUCAGACUGCAGCAUGGGCCCGCGCACGCGCGCACGCUCGUGCUCGUCCACGACGGGAGUGGUUUGUUGGGCCUUACAAGCGGCUCCCGCCCCUCGGCUGCGACGUCUGGGCCAUCCGGAACACGCACUUCGCCGCCUCCGCCGCACGAGGGCGGGACGAUCGUCGCGAUGGCCGCCUCCUACGCGCGGCUGCUCCUCGACGAGCUGCGCAGAGACGAGAAGCGGUCAGUGACUGCGUCCUCGGCGCCCCGCCCCUUCCCUGACCCGCGCGCGCGCCAUGCGCUCCCGGACGGCGCGAUCGACACCCUCGCGCCUGCGGUGCGCUCGCCCGCGGCGCAUGCGGCGGCCGCACGCGCGUUCGCGACGUACGACCCAGGCUUUUCGCCUGUGCCGUCCGAGCUUCGGCUUGACGGUGUGCCUGCGGUGGUGUUCCGAUCGCGGGACGCCGCGGAGCAGGUGCUGUCGGGGCAGCCGUCGGAGCCGCUGCGGCCGUUCUUCGCGGGGUGUGGGGGCGACUUGGACGGGGAUGUGAAUGUUAUGCAGUGGAAGCGCCUGCUUGGAGGGGGCGUCCUGGCGAAGGAUAUCCCUGGAGACCAUUUCUCGGCUAUGAGUGAGGGCAAUAUUAUAAUGGUUGCCGACGCACUCAAGGAUAUUGUCUCGCGGACGUAG
Messenger RNA from Epithele typhae, 4548 nucleotides. RefSeq lists its product as uncharacterized. Lineage: Eukaryota; Fungi; Basidiomycota; Agaricomycetes; Polyporales; Epitheliaceae. The record is from RefSeq and is a predicted model, not a curated record. The transcript has 9 exons. Gene Ontology annotation, biological process: secondary metabolite biosynthetic process; fatty acid biosynthetic process. The coding region runs from base 1 to 4548 and encodes 1515 amino acids. Gene Ontology annotation, molecular function: 3-oxoacyl-[acyl-carrier-protein] synthase activity; fatty acid synthase activity.